ACUGCAGGCUCGCCUUUUGAAUCACAACUACGCAGGAAAGGAAGUUCAUCAGGCUCAGUGCUGCAACGUGGAGGACAGACAUCUGAGAAUAAAACACAAAAGAGAGACUUGAUUAAAGAAGCAGGAAUGGACCUGAUUCCAAACUUCUCCAUGGAAACCUGGAUACUCCUGGCUACCAGCCUGGUGCUCCUCUACCUGUACGGAACCUAUACACAUGGAACUUUUAAGAACUUGGGGAUUUCUGGACCCAAACCAUUGCCUUUUGUGGGAAACAUUCUUGCAUUCCGAAAUGGAUUUUGGGAGUUUGACAGACAAUGCCAUGAAAAAUAUGGGAAAAUAUGGGGGUUUUAUGAAGGCCGACAACCUGUUUUGGCUAUCAUGGAUCCAGACAUGAUCAAAUCAGUACUGAUAAAGGAAUGUUAUUCUACCUUCACAAACCGCCGGGUUUUCGGUCCAGUGGGGUUUUUGAAAAAAGCAAUCACCUUAUCUGAGAAUGAAGACUGGAAGAGAUUAAGAACAUUGCUGUCUCCAACCUUCACCAGUGGAAAGCUCAAGGAGAUGUUCCCCCUCAUUAACCAGUAUGCAGAUUUGUUGGUGAGAAACUUGAGGCAUGGAGUGGAGAAUGGGGAUUCCAUUAACAUGAAAGACAUCUUCGGGGCCUACAGCAUGGAUGUGAUUACUGGCACAUCAUUUGGCGUAAAUGUUGAUUCCCUCAACAACCCACAAAAUCCUUUUGUACAGAAAGUGAAAAAGCUCAUAAAAUUUAAUUUCUUGGAUCCAUUCUUCCUCUCAGUGAUACUCUUUCCAUUCCUUAUCCCAGUAUACAAUGCACUCAAAAUGACCGUGUUUCCAAAUGAUGUCAUGAGCUUUUUUAAAACUUCUGUAGAACAAAUGAAAGAGAAUCGCAUGCGAGAUAAAGAAAAGCAAAGAUUGGAUUUUCUUCAGCUGAUGAUCAACUCCCAGAAUUCCAAAGACAAAGAGUCUCAUCACGGUUUAUCUGAUCUGGAGAUUGUGGCCCAGUCUGUUUUCUUUAUUUUUGCUGGCUACGACACCACUAGCGGUGCUCUUUCCUUUGCUAUGUAUUUGCUUGCCACUCACCCUGAUGUCCAGAAGAAACUGCAGGACAAAAUUGACGUUGCUCUACCCAAUAAGGCACCUGCUACAUAUGAUGCCCUGAUCCAGAUGGAGUAUUUGGACAUGGUCGUGAAUGAAACACUCAGAUUGUAUCCAGUUGGUGGGAGACUUGAGAGGAUCUGUAAGACAGAUGUUGAAAUCAAUGGGGUGCUCAUUCCCAAAGGGACUGUGGUGAUAGUACCAACCUUUGCUCUUCACAAAGACCCAAAGUGCUGGCCUGAGCCUGAGGAGUUCCGCCCUGAAAGGUUCAGCAAGAAGAACCAGGACAGCAUCGAUCCUUACACAUACCAGCCCUUUGGGAGUGGACCCAGGAACUGCAUUGGCAUGAGGUUUGCUCUCAUGAGCAUCAAAGUCGCUCUUGUCAGAGUCCUGCAGAACUUCUCCUUCCAGCCUUGUGAGGAAACUCAGAUCCCUUUAAAACUAGAAAAGGAGGAUUUUUUUCAACCAGAAAAACCCAUUAUUCUAAGAGCUAUAUCAAGAGAUGAAACUCUAAGUGGAGCUUGACAGAAAGUCCAUUAUGAGAUUGCAUCUCAUAACUACAGAUGCCAGCUGAUUCUGUGAGGAAAAUGCAGAAAUCAAGAUGACACUGGUUGUCUUCAUGUAUGGGGGACUAGAGGCAUUCAUCAAAUUGCUCAUCUCCUCUAGCCACCCAAGUUCAAAAAUCACUUGCUUCUCAAAAUAGAGAAAAGCAAGAACAUU
Myodes glareolus (Bank vole) is the source of this 1833-nucleotide messenger RNA. Lineage: Eukaryota; Metazoa; Chordata; Mammalia; Rodentia; Cricetidae. The record is from RefSeq and is a predicted model, not a curated record.